Molecule: messenger RNA, 2363 nt
Organism: Myotis davidii
Lineage: Eukaryota; Metazoa; Chordata; Mammalia; Chiroptera; Vespertilionidae
Product: sialic acid-binding Ig-like lectin 10
Biological process (GO): cell adhesion
Cellular component (GO): plasma membrane
Molecular function (GO): sialic acid binding
Source: RefSeq, a predicted model, not a curated record
GACUCAGGGCCAGGCCCAGUGUCUCCGGGGCAGACAUGCUCUUGCCGCUGCUCUUCGGGGUGCUGUGGGGCGGUAAGUGGGCCGAGGGCCUGGGCCCCAAAAAGACACAGGAUCCGGAUAAAGGAUACCAGCUGACGGUGGAGAGGGCGGUGACGGUGCCUCAGGACCUGUGUGUGUGGGUGCCCUGCUCCUUCUCCUACCCUCGGGAGGGCAACACCAAGGGUGCCCCGGUUCAAGGCUACUGGUUCAGAGAUGGGACCGAUGCCCUCAAAGGUUUUCCUGUGGCCACAAAUGACCAGUCGCGGAGGGUGCAUUGGAGCACCAGGGGCCGCUUCCAGCUCCUGGGCAGCCCCCGGGAUGGCGGCUGCUCCUUGCUGCUCACGGAUGCCCGGAUAGAAGACAGAGGGAUGUAUUACUUUCGGGUCGAGGGAGGCACUGCUGUGCGAUACAGCUUUACGAACAAUAAGUUCUUGCUGGAUGUGACAGCCCGGACACAGGAGCCAGCCAUCUACGUCCCCGAGACCCUGGAGCCUGGGCGCCAGGCGACAGCCGUCUGUGCGUUUCAGUUUCACUCGGAACACUGCCCAGCCCCUACUCUCUCCUGGAGGGGGGCUGCCCUUGCCCCCCAAGAAAUCGGCGAGACAACGGCCUACGUCUCAGUUCUCACCCUCACGCCCAGAUGGCAGGACCACGACACCGACCUCACCUGUCGGGCGAGCUUCUCCAGAGAGGGCCCGAGCUUCGAACGCAGCGUCCGGCUGAAUGUGGCCUAUGCCCCCGAAACCCCGGUCAUCAGCAUUUCCUGGGACAACAGACCAGCCCUGGAGCUCCAGGGGGACAGCCCAUAUCAGGAAGUCCAGAAGGGCCAGCUCCUGAGGCUGCUCUGUGCUGCGGACAGCCGGCCCCCCGCCGCCCUGAGCUGGGCCCUGGGAGACAGAGUCCUCUCCUGGUCCCACCUCCCGGGACCCGGGGGCCUGGAGCUGGAGCUGCCCGGAGUGCAGCCGGGGGACGCGGGGCGCUACUCCUGCCGAGCGGAGAACAGGCUGGGCCUCCGGAGCCGCACCCUGAGCCUCUCUGUGCGCUAUCCCCCGGAGAACCUGACCGUGACUGUCUCCCGAGCUAAUGGGACAGUCCUGGAGACGCUGGGGAACGGCGCGUCCCUCCCGGUCCUGGAGGGCCAGAGCCUGCGCCUGCUCUGUGUCACCCACAGCAACCCCCCAGCCUCGCUGAGCUGGGCCCGCGGGCCACACACCCUGAGCCCCUCCCAGCCCUCAGACCCCGGGGUCCUGGAGCUGCCUGGGGUACGAACGGAGCACGAAGGCGAAUUCAUUUGCCAUGCUCAGAACCCGCUGGGCAAUCUCAGCGUCUCGCUGCGCCUCUCUGUGCACUACCCCCCGCAGCUGCUGGGACCCUCUGCUCCUGGGGAGGACCAGGGUCUGCUCUGCAGCUGUCCGGGCCCCUCCCUGCGCUGGCGGCUGGGGGCGGGGCUGCUGGAGGGGAACCAUGGCAACGCGUCCCACGUGGUCACCUCCAGCUCAGAGGGGCCCUGGACCAACAGCUCCCUGAGCCUCAAGGAGGGGCUCAGCCCUGACCUCAGACUCAGCUGCGAGGCCCGGAAUGUGCACGGGGCCCAGAGCGCCUCUGUCCUGCUGCUGCCAGAUCAGGAAGAGAAGGACCUCAUCGCGAAGGGCUUCUCUAAAGGAGUAGCUCUGGGCACCGGCGUCACCAUCCUCCUCGCCCUCGGCCUCUGCCUGUGCCUCAUCCUGGCCGUGAGGACAGAGGCGUGGAGGCCCCGGCUCACCCGGAGGAGCACGAUCCUGGAUUACAUCAACGUGGUCCCCAACGCCCGCGGCCGGGCUCGGAAUCCAAAGGCCAAGACCAGCAGCCCUUCCAGGGCCCCUCCUGCAGCUGCUAGCUCCCCAGGACGGAACAUGUCCCCUCCAGUGCCAGAAUCAAGGAACAGCCAACAGGAGAUCCAUUACGCUGCCCUCCGCUUCCCAGGCCUCCGGCCGCAGGAGGCCCAGCAGGACAAGGACACCAACUCGGAAUAUGCAGAAGUCAGGUUCUACUGACAGCCCCCUGGGCGGCGGGACGGGGACCAGGCUGGGGAGAAAGGCAAUCGCCGAGAGGAUGGAGGACAGAGGACAAGACCUCGCUCUCUUUCUUCUGUCAACUCCUCUGAGGAUGGGCCAUCCCAUCCCAGGCUGGGCAUCUGCAACAGCCUGAUCACUCUCUCCAGAGUGACCGUCUCUGGAUACGCUAUCCCAGGGGUGGGCAACCUUUUGGUGAGUGCGUGCCAAACCCAGCAAAAUCUUUGACUCAAAAUUCUUCUGCGUGCCAACCCUAAUUUUUUGAGAACACGU